UCACAAUAUUUCUAAUUGAUUUUAAUUCUUUUAGUUUUAUUCCACAUCGUCUCGAUUUCCAAAGCUUAUUUGUGGGAUUACUUUCGAAGUAGAAAGCUAUCGUGGACGUUUAUUCUGCUGCCGUGAUCGGUGAACCUGUGGCUGUGGCUAUGAUCGCCGUUUGAAACCGCUCUGAACAGCCAGCAUCUCGAUCUGGUGCUUUGCUUGUUUCGUCGCUCGACUCUUUUCUGAUUUUUGGUGUUAAAAAUGACGACCAUGGAACUUGACUCCAGAGCUGAGACUUUGCCCUUAAAAACUCUGGAUGAGCUGCUCAACUGGAUUCCAGAGUUGGCCAGCGGAUGUCCUGCCGCUGUAUCUCUUCCCGAACGGAAUGCGUGGUCAGAAAACAAGUGCCAGAGACGCACCUUGAUGUGUCAUGAUAUGCAAGGCGGAUAUCUCUGUGAUCGAUUUACGAACGGAUGCCGUACUGAACCUCACGAACCCUACAUUUUUUACCACUGGGCGUCCAUUCACGCUUUUAUUUAUUUCAGUCAUAACCUGGUGACCAUCCCGCCGACUGGUUGGAUUAAUGCUGCUCAUAAAAAUGGCGUAUCUGUAUUUGGUACCUUUAUCACCGAAUGGGAUGAUGGAAAAGCCAUCUGGCAGCGUUUAUUGAAUGAUGAAAACCUGCUGACAAGAGUUGCAUCCUUGUUAGUUCAGAUUGCCGAUUACUACGGAUUUGAAGGGUGGCUAAUAAAUAUUGAAAAUUCAAUAGAGCCUGAGAAUGUCGAUCAGGUGGUAAACUUUUUGCGGCUGCUUCACCAACGUUCCCGUCUUGUUUGCCAUCGCCCUCAAAAGCCUUUGUCGGUUAUUUGGUAUGAUAGCAUAACCAUAAAAGGAAGUUUGAAAUGGCAAAAUUGCUUGAACGAGGAAAACAUGAAAUUCUUUCAUGUCGUGGAUGGAAUAUUUCUUAAUUACAACUGGUCGCUGUCCGAUUUGGCCAAAGCCAAAAAGACCGCCACUCCAUAUCGCAAGUAUGAUGUUUUCGUCGGGGUGGAUGUGUUCGGACGGGGAUGCUACGGUGGCGGCGGUUGGAAUACGAAUUUAGCACUGGAAGUAAUCAAUGACCACGAUAUGUCUGUGGCCUUAUUCGCUCCCGGCUGGGUGCUCGAGUGCAACGAAAAGGAUAAGUUCUUCGAUAAUCAGAACAAGUUUUGGGACACCAUCGCACCCUUUUUGCCGCAGCACAAAAUAUAUAGCCUUCCUCUGCAUACAACAUUUUGUGCUGGAUACGGACACUGUCGUCACCGUGCUGGGCAAAAGGAUAACGGGAUGGCAGAAGGUGAUGGAAUGUGGGUUAAUUUAAGUGAACAAGGCCUGCAACCUCUCUGGAGUAAUGGAGAGUGUCAUUCGGAUAACUGUUAUCGAAUGCGCUUGUGUCAUCAGGAUAGCUGGCAUGGAAGCAGUUCGUUGGAAAUACUUUUUCCACCGAAAUCUGAUCAAGAAUGCGUUCUGUUCGCUUGCGCGGCACCAUUACAAAGUUCAUUACUUGUGGAGGUUACCGCAAAAUUACCGUUUGAUGGGAACAACCAGUUCGCGCUAAUCCUGUCGAUAAGGAAGCGCUUAGUAACCCGUAAAAUACGUCUUCACUUAAGUGAACAAAACGCAGCAGUGAAUGACUGCAGCCCAUGCACAGUUUAUCCAACAGCAAUAGCGCGAACUGCUUCGUCAGCCGACGACUGGUGGACCUUCCGCUACGAUGUGGACGACAUAGUAACAGCAAGUACCGUCCUGGAAAACGUCAGCUUUCUCGUAAGCACUACGAGCGAACAUGCUGUCCGGCUUCUCCUUGGGGAAUUAAAGAUUCAAGCCGGAAUACGACUACCCGCGCUUUCCGUACCAGUGGCCACUGGUACUUAACGAUCCACAACGUCUUUUCGAAGUCGAUUAUGAAAUUCUAUCUUUAUCAACAGUGGACAAAUUAAAUAAAAUAUAUGGACAACUUUUAGCAGUUUCGAUUCCGCCCACAGCGUGACUUAACUGAAAUCCUUUGUGCUAGAACUCCGGACAUCCUGGUUUCCAUUUCAGAUAUCCC
Paramacrobiotus metropolitanus is the source of this 2074-nucleotide messenger RNA. Its product is annotated as cytosolic endo-beta-N-acetylglucosaminidase-like. Gene Ontology annotation, biological process: protein deglycosylation. The coding region runs from base 247 to 1899 and encodes 550 amino acids. Gene Ontology annotation, cellular component: cytoplasm. The record is from RefSeq and is a predicted model, not a curated record. The transcript is spliced from 10 exons. Lineage: Eukaryota; Metazoa; Tardigrada; Eutardigrada; Parachela; Macrobiotidae. Gene Ontology annotation, molecular function: mannosyl-glycoprotein endo-beta-N-acetylglucosaminidase activity.